UGACCCGAUGGUGGCUGAGAUUGAGGAGCUGAGAGCCGCUCUGGAGUAGACAGAGAGCUUGUCAGCUCAUUAAAACUUAAAUUUGAAUUAGAAAACCUUCUUAUCAUUUCAGGUUGUCAUGAUGGCUGAGGAGCCGAAGAAGGAGCAGGACACCAGUGUUCACUUAGAAAGGAUGAAGAAGAACCUGGAGGUCACAGUCAAGGACCUGCAGCACCAUCUGGAUGACGCUGAGAAUCUUGCCAUGAAGUAUGGCAAGAAGCAGCUCCAGAAACUGGAAUCAAGGGUAUGCACUCUAGAAGCGAUAGUUGAGGCCAAGCAGAGACAUGAAGGUGAUGCUCCACCAAAUAUAAAUAUGAGAAAAUAUGAAAGAAAAGUGAAGGAGCUGACCUACCAGACUGAGGAGGACAAGAAUAUGCACAGACUUCAGGACCUGGUGGAUAAGCUGCAGUUCAAAGUGAAGGCUUACAAGAGACAGGCUGAGGAGGCUGAGGAGCAGGCCAACACUCACUUGUCCAGGUUCAGGAAGGUCCAGCAUGAGCUUGAGGAAGCUGAGAGCCAAGAGCUGUGAGGCUGGAAAGGUAAAUUUGUUAUAGGUUGUUUGCAUUGUUACAAUAUCAGUUGUUUUGAAAUGAGAAGCCAGUAGAUUGAUUUGAUGCUGUGUACUUUCACUGUUGACAUUGUAAAUCAAUACCACUUUAUAUUACUCAAGUGAUUGCAUAUUUCCACAUGAAGAGAGA
Messenger RNA from Thunnus maccoyii (southern bluefin tuna), 737 nucleotides. RefSeq names its product myosin-7-like. Gene Ontology annotation, molecular function: protein serine/threonine kinase activity. The record is from RefSeq and is a predicted model, not a curated record. Gene Ontology annotation, biological process: peptidyl-threonine phosphorylation; actomyosin structure organization. NCBI's taxonomy places the organism in Eukaryota, Metazoa, Chordata, Actinopteri, Scombriformes, Scombridae. Gene Ontology annotation, cellular component: myosin complex; cytoskeleton; cytoplasm.